Messenger RNA from Pogona vitticeps (central bearded dragon), 2698 nucleotides. It is a transcript of the gene MYLIP, whose product is annotated as myosin regulatory light chain interacting protein. NCBI's taxonomy places the organism in Eukaryota, Metazoa, Chordata, Lepidosauria, Squamata, Agamidae. Gene Ontology annotation, cellular component: cytoskeleton. Gene Ontology annotation, biological process: ubiquitin-dependent protein catabolic process. Gene Ontology annotation, molecular function: ubiquitin-protein transferase activity; cytoskeletal protein binding. The record is from RefSeq and is a predicted model, not a curated record.
UUUUUCCUUCGCCUCAAAGCAGGACUAGCUUCAGCGUUGGGAGGGUGUUGUAGCGGGGUGGGUAGCGCAAGCCGCUACGGAAUCAGAGGCUUUUUUUGGUGUGGGUCUUCACGGCGAGGUGGCGGCCAUGCUGUGUUAUGUGACCAGGCCGGACGCCGUGGUGAUGGAGGUGGAGGUGGAGGCCAAAGGCAACGGCGAAGACUGCCUCAACCAGGUUUGCCGAAGACUGGGGAUUAUAGAAGUUGAUUACUUUGGACUCCAGUUCACAGGUAGCAAAGGAGAGAAUUUAUGGUUGAAUUUACGAAACAGAAUAUCCCAGCAGAUGGAUGGCCUUCCUCCUUACAGAUUGAAACUGCGGGUCAAGUUCUUUGUGGAGCCUCAUCUCAUCUUGCAAGAACAAACAAGGCAUAUGUUUUUCUUGCAUAUAGAGGAGGAUCUUUUAGCUGGUAAUCUUCAGUGUUCUCCUGAGCAGGCAAUUGAACUCAGUGCAUUGCUUGCCCAGUUGAAGUUUGGUGACUAUAAUCAAAACACUGCCAAAUAUCACUAUGAAGAGUUCUGUGCAAAGGAGCUUACCACUGCCAUCUGGGAGAGUAUUACUGCAAAACAUAAGGAGCUUGAAGGUCUCAGCCAAGCUUCAGGAGAGUAUCAAGUUUUGCAGCUUGUGUCAGCUCUGGAAAACUAUGGGGUAGAGUGGCAUUCUGUUAGAGACAGUGAAGGGCAAAAACUUUUCAUUGGUGUUGGUCCUGAGGGUAUUGCCAUAUGUAAAGAAGACUUCAUUCCUAUCAACAGGAUUGCAUAUCCAGUAGUACAAAUGGCAACACAGUCUGGAAAGAAUGUGUACUUGACUGUCACUAAGGAAUCUGGCAAUAGUAUAGUUCACCUUUUCAAGAUGAUCAGCACUAGAGCAGCUAGUGGACUUUACAGAGCAAUAACAGAAACACAUGCAUUUUACAGGUGUGACACUGUUACAAGCGCUGUCAUGAUGCAGUAUAGUCGAGACUUAAAAGGCCACUUAGCAUCUUUGUUCCUGAAUGAAAAUAUUAAUCUUGGCAAAAAGUAUGUGUUUGAUAUUAAGCGGACAUCAAAGGAAGCUUAUGAUCAUGCAAGACGGGCCCUUUACAAUGCUGGCAUUGUGGACCUAGUUUCAAGAAGUGACCAUAGCCCACCUAGCUCUCCCCUUAAGUCUUCAGAAAGCAGUCUGAACUGUGACAGCUGUGAAGGUCUUAGUUGCCAGCAGACGAAAGCUCUUCAGGAAAAGUUACGGAAGCUUAAAGAAUCUUUGCUAUGUAUGGUGUGCUGUGAAGAAGAAAUUAAUUCUACAUUUUGUCCAUGUGGUCACACUGUGUGCUGUGAGUCAUGUGCUGCACAGUUACAGUCAUGUCCUGUAUGCAGGUCUCAAGUAGAGCAUGUCCAGCAUGUGUAUUUGCCUACCCACACAAGUCUGCUUAACUUGGCUGUAAUAUGACCUCAGUAUUAAAUGCUAGAAGAUGCACACCGUACAAAGCUUCUGAACAAUUUUGUACUUCCAAAUACUGCACUACUGUUCACUCCAACUCCAGUGAUGCUGAAGGGGAGCAGCCACUUCUCCAUCUGCCAGCAAUUAGAAAGGCCAGUAGAAAACUGGGGCUGGGGGUGGGAGGAUAAUGGAAAAUAAUUCUCUGUUCAGAGUGUUCGCAAAUAUGUCUAAGGGGAUAUACUGUGAAUUUCUCGUAGGCAACCUCAUGGCACCUGAAACAACAGCAUUUAUAAAAUGGCAAUAUUAUGAGAGAACAGAGUUGGAAAGUUACUCUGUAGUAUCCAGCAGGGGCAACAUAGCUUGUUUUAUGCAUUUUAUAAAUAAUUUUAUUUAGUUAUAUAUUUAGCAUGAGAAUCACUCCAUUUCUCUUUUAGCAAAGCUAGUUUUUAAUCUCUACGUUUGUUGUAGUAUAAUUUAGUUUUCUGCUUCUAGUCUCACUGAAGUAAGAAACUAUUUUUAAACUGGUAUACUUAAGAACCUAAGAUUUACAAAGCUUUAAGAAGAGAGCUGCAUUUGUUUCAGUAAAAGCAGAUCAGAUUAAUUUUGAAAUUAUGUUCAAUGUUUGAGUAAAUUUGACAGGCUGUUUAGAAACCACCCUUGAGACAAGGUUGAAAGGCAUUUAAAAAGGAAAUCUUUAAACAUCAGUAAAAAUAUUUUUCUCUUCCAAAAGUCAAUACUUGUCUCCGUUCAUCUGCCUUGUGUUUGGAGAAAGUUAAAUCUCAAACAAUGUAAUAAGUGUGACUUUCUGAAAUGCAGUUGUGUUAUAUUAUUUCUAAAAACCGUCUUACCUUCUACCACAAACCCUAUCCUUGGGCAUUUCUUGGACUUUGGUCAACUAGUGAAUGCUCCAGAAUAUUGAAACUAGGUGACCAUGUUUGGGUGCAAUACUAGCUAAAAUGAAAGCUAGAAAAGACACUUUACUGAGACUUUCUGAAUAUACUUUUUGUAUUGCCUUAAUGUAGCAGUAAUGUGUGUAUGCAUUUGUUUCUUUGCACAGACAUUUUGUCAAAAUAUUAAAACUCUACUUUUUUAUGGCACAUUAGCAUAUAAACCUUACUCCAGAAGGUAUUUAUUUUUUCACUUUGUAAAAUUUUGUUUCCACAUGAAGCCAGAACUCCUAUAUGGUAGACCUGUCUUUUUAUAUAUAUAUAUUCAGAUUAAUAAAGGACUUUUAAAAUAUAA